AUGGCCAAGCUGGCUCGGGUCUCGACAAUGAGGCCAAUAAUCAGCCGAGUCGAGCCUCCGGCGGCGGCCGCCUUUAUGGCAAAGAGCACUCCAAGGGGAACUUCGUCGUCAUAUUCUUCGUCCUGCUACGGGGUAGCUGUCGGGUCUUCCCACGCAAACGUGACAGGUUUGCCGUGUCCAGUCUUCCGUCCCACAUGGGCCACUGCGUCUGGUGCUGCGCAUGCCAUCGAUGUGAUGAAGCUGGCCUACUCUAUUACGGAUGGUUUCUGUUCCAGAGCAUCGUGGAAACCCUGUUGCAAUCACUCCCCUUCAAGUUGUUCAGCACUUGUCCAUUUCACCGCGAUGCUAUUGUGGUACAUCUCGACCGCCCGCAGCGGACACAGCCCAGUCUCUCUUGGUAUGGAGCAGCCCGGCCGUGUGUCGAAUGGAGCUUCACGAUUCAGCCAGCCGAGAGAGCACAGCCCCAAGUCCACUCGUUACGGAGGUCGCAAGGAUAUCCCCGCCAGGUCGGCCAGCCCUGCGGCCGUUUGCGCCCGGCGCGCCGUUGAACCAGACGGGCUCUGA
Molecule: messenger RNA, 564 nt
Organism: Chaetomium globosum CBS 148.51
Lineage: Eukaryota; Fungi; Ascomycota; Sordariomycetes; Sordariales; Chaetomiaceae
Exons: 5
Coding region: 1-564 (187 amino acids)
Source: RefSeq, a predicted model, not a curated record